AUGGCACAAGUAGAAUCCGAAGUAACAGCUGGAAAUGUUCGAAGUUUGGUGAAUAGGUUAUCUAGGGAUAUGAGCAACAGAAACCCGUUUUCCGUUCAUCAAAGUGUUGAAAAAAGAGCUGUUCCACCUGUAUCUUCUCAACCUCAACAACAAUUAUACAUUGCAACUUAUGCAUACAGCUCGAAACAAGAAGAUGAGCUCAGUUUCGUCGUUGGUGAUAUUAUUGAAUUGAUUAGUGAAGUUGAAGAUGGAUGGAGUAAAGGAAAACUGAAAACUACUGGAGCGGUUGGAAUGUUUCCAACAAAUUUCGUAACUCUAAAAGCAGCCCCUACAGUACCGAGCACUUCCAGCUCUUCUACUGUAGCUUCUAGUAAUGCGGCCCGCCCAAAAACAGGCACCGGAGAUGUUGUAAUGAGGGUUGAGCCCAAAGCAAUUGAUCGAACUCCGUCAACAAUCCUCUUAGAUCAGUCACCCGCUCUGAAAAUAUCAGAAAACAAGUUCAACAGCACUGUUUCAUCUGCUACACCAGCAUCAGUAAGCACGGAAUCACCUUCCUCUGAAACUGCGAAAACAAAAGAAAUGGCGCGUGUCAAAUUCGUCUACAAUCCUCAGCACGAUGAUGAGUUAGCUCUGAAAGAUAUUGAUAUGCUGCUCAACAUCACAAAUAAGAACUGUGGUGAUGCUGGUUGGUUUGAAGGUGAACUUAAUGGAAAGAAAGGACUUUUCCCUGAUAAUUUCGUGGAAUUGGUGCAAGUUCCCCUCGGUACUGAAUCUGGAAUGCGAUAUGCAUCAAUUUCGCGAGCAACAAAUCUCACUUUAAUCGGUCACAAACCUCCUCCAGUGAAUCCACCUCAACCUGCAGUCCCUCCAAAGCCAGCGAAAAUUGUAUCAACUGAAUCAACUUCCCCUUCGUCUACUACAGCAGUUACUUCUCAGGCCCCAGUUGGUUCAAUUUCAACAGCUUCCUCCACCAAUAUGCCGUCUGUUAAUCCGUCCGGCGGAUUGAAGAAUAAUAACUUUGCUGCCCUCCGAGAGAAAAUGUCAAAAAAUCUCAACGUUGUGGCACCGGAAAAAGUUGCAUCUAUUCAACAGAAACCCACCGAACAACGAGAUCGUUCGUCAACCGUUGAAUCGUCUACCGGAGAGCCAUCAGUUGAUCACAGUAGUGGAGAUCAAGUAACUGAACUCCAACAUAUCACCAAGAAUCGAGCACGCCCGCCGAAGAAUCGUCCGAUGAGUAUGGUCAUGAACCGUAAUCGAUCUUCCGAUGAGUCUCCAACAGGACGCCUGAGCUCUCCUACUUCUGCUGCUACGAGUUAUCCAAUGUCUGCUUCAAUGUUCGUUCCUGCUGCGAAAGAAGUUUCAAUUCCUUCCAAUAGCAGUGCGUCAUCAUCUCCAUUCAAAACUUCAUCUAUCGCUCCUGUUACGUUGGUCCCACCUUCUUCUGCAUCGAAGCCUGCACUUCGUCCGGUCACAAGCAAUUCACUUCCUGAAACAAAUGAUUCAUCAUUCAUCAGAAAGUUGGCUUCCCCUGACAGUGGAAAGUCUCCAGAUCUUUCAUCAAACCCUGAUUAUGUGAGCCGGGCUGAAUAUGAUGCUCUGCUCGAUCGGUUCCGUGCAUUAGAAUCGAGAGUAAUUGCUUUGGAGAAACACCGUUUUUAG
Molecule: messenger RNA, 1662 nt
Organism: Caenorhabditis remanei
Lineage: Eukaryota; Metazoa; Nematoda; Chromadorea; Rhabditida; Rhabditidae
Exons: 10
Coding region: 1-1662 (553 amino acids)
Molecular function (GO): protein binding
Source: RefSeq, a predicted model, not a curated record